This is a messenger RNA of Strongylus vulgaris, 392 nucleotides long. The record is from the annotation of a GenBank genome assembly. Lineage: Eukaryota; Metazoa; Nematoda; Chromadorea; Rhabditida; Strongylidae.
AUGUAUCUAGGAUCCCUUUACCGCGAAGAGAUAUCCAGAGCAAUUCUGCGGCUACAGGAAAAGACAGUCCUAACCGAGUUGAAGGAAAAAUGGUGGAAGGACAAAAGUGUGGUAUGUCCUGCCGUUGUUAAAAGAGGCACCGAUGAUGGUGGCAGCAUUGGAGGAAUUUUCAUCAUUUUAGUAAUUGGACUCGGUGUCACUGUCAUCCUCGUUGUGUGUGAAAUGGCUUCACGCCGUGAUGUCGUUGCUCAGGUGACUUUUCUUCUUCUAACAAAACGCAGAUUUAAAUCGACGACUGUACAUCAUGUAACCCCAUGCCUUUGCUUAGAGCUUUUCAUAUUUGUGUCUUUGCUCAACUUCAUCAUAGGUGCACUGAAUCAUCUGCCGUAACU